CGGGGCCGCGGGGGCUCCGGGGGGCCCCCCGGGGGGCCCCCCCGGCCCCGCGGCCCCGGGGGGCCCCCCAGGAGCCUCCCAGGGGCCCCCCGCCGGGGGCCCCCCGGGGGCGGGGGCCCCCUGGGGGGCCCCCGGGGCGUUUGCGGGGGCCCUCGGGGCGUGGGGAGGAAUGGGGGCCCCCGGGGGGGCCCCCGGGGGGGCCCCCGGGGGGCCCCCGGGGGCCCCCGGAAGUGGGGGCUGCAUGCGCGUGGCCGGGAGGGGCUGCCUCUCCGAACAUAUUGUGAGGAUUCCAUCUUUGACAAAUGACUCUCAUGUUCGAGGAGAUGAUGGAGUUGGAGAGGGUUUAACAAUUGAGCUGAACGGGGGCCCCCUGGGCCCCUGCAGCAGCAGCAGCAGCAGCAGCAGCAGCUGCUGCAGCGGCUGCUGCAGCCACGGCUGCUGCAGCUGCAGCCCCUGCGGCGGCGCGCCCCCGCCCGGCGGCCCCUGCAGCAGCAGCAGCAGCAGCAGCAGCAGCAGCAGCGAGGGCCCGGCGCUGAGCAAGGCGAAGCUGCAGGGCGCUGCUGCUGCUGCUGCUGCUGCUGCUGCUGCGCAGGGGGCCCCCGGCGAGGGGGGGCCCCCCAACAAAGAAAAAGAAGGACUUUGGGCAGCUCCGCUUUGGAGCAGCUGCGAGUCUUUAGGGUUUGCUUUUGGGUUUCCUUCUUGGGAGCUUCCGAGUUGCGGUGUACAUACACCCGGGGGCCCCCCCGCGGGCUUCGGGGUCUCCGCCGCAGCAGCAGCAGCAGCAGCAGCAGCAGCAGCAGCAGCAGAAAGCAGCAGCCUCGAGGGCCUCUACCUCCGCCCCAUCUGCAGCAGACUCCCCAGCCGCACCACCAGCAUUUGUGGGGAGCUCGAGGGGCCCCCCAGCGCGGACUGGGGCCCCUGCCGCAUAGACACGAGGGGCCCCGAGGAGGGUUUAGAGGGCCCGGGGGCCCCUCUUGGGUCGAAAGAGUUGCCACUUCUGCUGCUGCGGCCCACCCCUUCGCCUUCAGCUUCUUCUGCGCAACUCCCAAGUCCCACAGGGCAGCUUCGCCCAUCUGCAGCUGACCCCGCCCCUGCAGCAGCAGCAGCAGCAGCAGCAGCAGCAGCAGCAGCAGCAGCAAAUGCUGCUGCUGCUGCAGAAGCAGCAGCAGAAGCAGCAGCGGCAGCGGCAGCUGCAGCAAAGCCGGCGUUGGGGCUCGGGAUAGUGGAAAAGUCCUCCGGGACCCAAGCAGCAGCAGCUGGAGCUGCAGCAGCAGCAGCAGCAGCAGCAGCAGCAGCAGCAGCAGCAGGUGGACCAGUGGUCCAGUGCGGGCGCAGCUGCAGCAAAGAGGACGGAGCGCAGCGGUUUAAAUGA
This is a messenger RNA of Eimeria necatrix, 1372 nucleotides long. RefSeq lists its product as hypothetical. NCBI's taxonomy places the organism in Eukaryota, Apicomplexa, Conoidasida, Eucoccidiorida, Eimeriidae. The annotation marks the transcript as partial. The transcript has a single exon. The record is from RefSeq and is a predicted model, not a curated record.